CAUAUUGUACAACUUGAACUAUUCCUGUCGCCAGGCAACUUAUAUACAAUCCUGUCCUCGAGAUGCUGCACUUCGGCGAACUACUUUGUAUUGAGGAAAUAAUCAAAGCUUUAGCAUCAUUUAUUACUGCCCCCUAAAUAUUUACUUCUGUUGAAGGUUAUUUUUAAUCCCACGGCAAUGCCAGCACACAGAUCUCAUUGCCAUGUCCAUGGACCUCCAAACAUGUUUCAUGGCAUUAGAGAGUGGAAUGUCAUCUUUGUGCUGGAUACAUCAGGAAGCAUGUAUGAAAGCUUGCAAGCUGUGAAGGAUCACCUUAUUCAGGAGCUGAACUGUAGGGCCCAGGCUCUUCCUCACUUUAAAUUUAACAUAAUUGAGUUUAACAGUAAGGUCAGAAAAUGGUGUGACCGCUCUGUGUGGUGCAGUCCAAAUUCUCUUGCUGAGGCUGUGUCUUGGAUACUUUGCCUGGAAUGCCAAUCAGUUUCAGAUGGCCUGUCUACAGUUACAGCUCUCAAUGAGGCCCUUUUAGACCCACACUGUCAUGCUGUGUGCUUGGUCACAGAUGGGAUUCCAUAUUGCCCUAUUAGGGAACCCACCUGCAGGCCUUGCCAACCUCACAAAGUACCAAUACAUGUGGUGUGUGUCAGUGGGAAUGACAGACAAAGCCCACCCCAAAACUUCCUACUGGAGGUGACACAAGAGACAGGGGGAACCUUCCGCAUGUUAUCCCUGGAGACAGUAAGUGCAAAGAAGGUGGUGGACAUUAUGUUGUAGUAUUGCUACUGUCAAUGCUGUAUGGAAUCAAAUACAAUUUACUAGUAGAAAUGUAUUAAUAGGAUGUAUAAAACAGUAUAUUCAGGUCAAGAAAAGCACAAAGAGUAAUCCUGACAUUUCACUAACUGGUGUUUGAUGCUUCAAUAAAUUUCAACCAAUAUCAAAAGAAAAACAUAAUGAAAAUAGCAAAUUUGAUUACUUGUGUAA
This is a messenger RNA of Erpetoichthys calabaricus (reedfish), 978 nucleotides long. RefSeq names its product von Willebrand factor A domain-containing protein 3B-like. The record is from RefSeq and is a predicted model, not a curated record. The transcript is spliced from 3 exons. NCBI's taxonomy places the organism in Eukaryota, Metazoa, Chordata, Cladistia, Polypteriformes, Polypteridae. The coding region runs from base 178 to 771 and encodes 197 amino acids.